AUGACUUUGACAAUUUGGAAGAAGAUGUACUUGCGAAAGGAGCUGGGCUGGCGGGGUGUGCGAGUGGCUCCGCAGGCGAGGCCGAGCGACGGCAGCGCGGCGGUGGACGGCGCGGUGUGCGGGAAGGCGGGACUUCGGCAGUUCCUGGCCGUGGGGGGCGGGUAUGGAGGCUUCGAGGACGCCAUGAGCCCUGAGCUGGUCAGGCAGCUGAAGAGCGGGUUCCGCCUGGCGGGUACCGCCGUGGUGUCCGAGGUGAAGUGCCACCUGCUGCAGGAGGUGCUCGAUAAGGCCCAGCUGCGGCAUCUGAAGCUCCUGGUGCUGGCGGCUUUCGCAGAGCUCGAGGUGCUCCAAAGCUUUCCCUUCAAGGAGUACCGGAUCGAUGUGCUGGCCGUCCAGUCCGCACAAUUCAGAUGCAAGUUCUUAUCUCGCCUGGAUCGACCUUAUCAGUCUUGGACCUGGUCCUGCGAGCACGGCCCGGCUAGGAAGAUACAGGCCUUGCUCUCGAAGCACGGCUACCGUCUGCUGGAUACCUUUCUGACCGACAUCGACGGCCGGCCGACCCUCCAGAACUCGAGCCUGCCGUUCUACACGGCCUCAGAGAUCAAUGCCUGGAUGAUCUUCUCCCGGGAAACAGAAGGGCGAAAGAGAGAGGAGGACUUGGGGAAGCUGGAACAUCUCAUCGAAACUGAGCCGAUUCUGAAUCUACCCGGCAUCUCUCAUGUAGAAAGUGCGGGGCCGCGGACGGAGCCGUGA
Messenger RNA from Effrenium voratum, 753 nucleotides. The record is from the annotation of a GenBank genome assembly. Lineage: Eukaryota; Dinophyceae; Suessiales; Symbiodiniaceae.